This is a messenger RNA of Liolophura sinensis, 1689 nucleotides long. RefSeq names its product multiple epidermal growth factor-like domains protein 10. NCBI's taxonomy places the organism in Eukaryota, Metazoa, Mollusca, Polyplacophora, Chitonida, Chitonidae. Bases 37 to 1689 code for a protein of 550 amino acids. The transcript is spliced from 12 exons. Gene Ontology annotation, molecular function: scavenger receptor activity. The record is from RefSeq and is a predicted model, not a curated record.
CUGUUCGGAGAGCUGUGCAGCGGGAUGUGAUUCAACAUGCGACAAGGAUCUGGGAACUGUACGUGUAAGGCAGGCUGGGGUGGACAUCUCUGCAACGUUAACUGCACUGGUGGAUAUUACGGCCCAAACUGCAGCAUGGAGUGCGGACACUGUGAGCAGGGUGUACAUUGUGACAUGGUGACUGGGCUUUGUCCGGGGCCGUGCUCCAGCGGCUAUCUGCCACCUUUUUGUAAAGCUGCUUGCCAAAAUAUGACGUAUGGCGAAGGUUGCAGUGGAAAGUGUGGACACUGCGCUAAUGGAGCGACCUGUGAUCCAGUCAGUGGCCAGUGUCUGUCCGGCUGUCAAGGAGGAUGGCACGGGCCUUACUGCGCAAUGCAGUGCCCGGAUGGUUUCUAUGGUAACAACUGCAGCCUGGAGUGUGGACAUUGCGCCCAUGACGUAGCCUGUGACGCGGUCAACGGAAGUUGUCCAAAAGGAUGUAGUGAUGGAUAUCAUGGUUCAAAUUGCUCGCAAGAAUGUUCUCCUGGUUCCUAUGGACUGGACUGUGCAGAGAAUUGUCAUCACUGUAAGUCAGGGGCUCACUGUAACGUCUUCACUGGUAUCUGCCCAGCGAGAUGUAAGGCGGGCUAUCGUGGAUACAUCUGUCAGAUAGAAUGUACGAAUGGAACAUACGGUGAAGAAUGCGCACACUUCUGUGGGCACUGCGCAGAUGGAGUUAGCUGUGACCACGUGACUGGGGCGUGUCCAGCUGGAUGCCUGGCUGGGUUCAAAGGAUCUCUCUGUCAGACAGCCUGCACCAACGGAACCUUUGGAGCAAACUGCAGCGAGCAGUGUCCCAACUGUUUGGACCGGAGCUGCGAUGGAGUGUCGGGCCACUGCCUCGAAGGCUGUAUGCCUGGCUUCAUGGGACCCGGCUGCGAUAAAGCUUGUGAUGACACACAUUUCGGCCCUCACUGUAGCGGAACGUGUGGACAUUGCCUAAAUGGGACAUGUGAUCACGUGACUGGAUCAUGCUCACUUGGCUGCGCCCCUGGGUAUAAUGGUUCCCACUGUAACUUCCCUUGUCCAGCUGGAACGUUUGGUCUGCAUUGCUCCGAACCGUGUGCUCAUUGUCACCUAGGGGAUAUAUGCUCUUCAGUGGACGGUGGAUGCCCAUCGGGAUGCGCUGAGGGAUACUACAUGGCUGCUUGUAACCAUACAUGUCAGAGUGGAUAUUUCGGGAGAAACUGUCGCCACCACUGUAGAAACUGCCUCGGUGAAAACUGUAAUCGUACUGAUGGGGUCUGUCUCCUUGGCUGCAAGCCGGGAUAUCAAGGGAACAUGUGUGAAACACCGUGUGGCAACCAUACAUACGGAACUGGCUGUAACGCCUCAUGCGGACACUGUAACAAUAACGAGGCCUGUGGGUUCGUGAGCGGGGAGUGCGCCGGUGGUUGUGAAGAGGGCUGGAAUGGCACCCUUUGCCAGGAUAGUAAGUCAAAAGUAACAAUUGAUGCCACCCUCUGCCAGGAUAAAUGUCCCGACGGCUGGUACGGAAGAGACUGUGUAUCGUCUUGUGGUCACUGUUGGAACGCCAACGUGUGUGACUUCAAGACAGGGGAGUGUCUUGCAGGGUGUGAUGCUGGAUUCAACGGAACACGUUGUCACGAUGGUAAACCGACCACAGGGUCACGUUUCUCUGCCUCAUAA